Equus caballus (horse) is the source of this 5474-nucleotide messenger RNA. It is a transcript of the gene RBM47, whose product is annotated as RNA binding motif protein 47. Gene Ontology annotation, cellular component: nucleus. NCBI's taxonomy places the organism in Eukaryota, Metazoa, Chordata, Mammalia, Perissodactyla, Equidae. Gene Ontology annotation, molecular function: mRNA binding. The record is from RefSeq and is a predicted model, not a curated record.
AGCCAAAGUCAAUUCGUUCUUCUCCUCUAGACGGCCUUGGUCUUCUUUUAGGAAGUAGGCUUGACGCUUGCUAAAUAAUGCUGCUUUCUCAUUUCUCAGACUGUCCCACUCAGAGCACUGAGAGCGGCUGGUGUGUGCUGGCCACAUGGGCUCCGGACUCUAGCAAUCUCCAUAUAUAGUUUCUGUAGAACCAGGCAGAUGAUUCCAGGGCACCCUCUUUAUCUUGUUAACCCUGGUGGUUCCAAGAGGCACCUGACAUUCUGGGUAUGCUAAUAAUUCGGUGCCAGCAAGUUUCUGUUAUCCUCCAGUUGUAAUUGUUAACUUGAAUGGAAUGCAAAACUUCUGGUUUGGAGCAGAGUUGGUUUUUUAACUGUGAAUGACUUGAGGGCUAUGGAAAACGGGCAGUACGUUUCGUUUAUUGUGGAAGAUGGUUCUGAAAAGCUGUUUUGAGGUGCCUUUGCUCUGAUAAAUAGAAAUGGACGGUAAAUGUGUAGUUGGUCCUGUGUCUACAGACUCCCUGGUGAGCUCUACCCUUUGUUAACUCUUGCCUUUGACACUUUUUCGGUUUAGCAAGCCAAGACUUACUUGGCGAUUAGAACAAUGAGCUUAUCGUAAUGCUGCUUUAAGCGCGCACACACACACACACACCCCCCCACCCCAACUCUAACGCCUCUAGUGUCAAGGUUUAAUUCUGCGAGCCCACCCAACUCCUUGCAAAUUUGGGAUUUUUUUCCCCCUUAAGAGGAAGUGUGGAAAUAGAGCCUGUGUGUUCAUUUGCAUUAUUGUACAUCACACGAUAUCCUUGCGACCAUUAUAUUGUGUUCUCUCAAUGGUGUUUGCUCUGAGGGUGGGACACAAGACUGUUUAGUGUCUCGUAAAACAUUUACCAAAAGCACUGAGCCAUGAUUUGGAAGGGCAUUCCGUGGCCAGAGUGUGGGAGGAGAGAGCGAGCAGGGGAAGGAGAGCUCCAGGUGUCUGGCAGGAUUUGCCUCAAAGGGCACACAAAAAAUUGAACUGAGAAAUCCCAAGCAAGCUGCCUGAAUUUCGCUGUAUAUUCCUGUUCUACUGCCUGUAAAGGACCAGACCAAUCAAACUGGUGAUUUUGGGUUUCCGCCAGCCGUGGAUGCCUUUGACAUUAUGACCGCAGAGGAUUCCACCGCAGCCAUGAGCAGCGACUCCGCCGCCGCGUCCUCCGCCAAGGUGCCCGAGGGCGUGGCGGGCGCGCCCAACGAGGCGGCGCUGCUGGCGCUGCUGGAGCGCACGGGCUACAGCAUGGUGCAGGAGAACGGGCAGCGCAAGUACGGCGGCCCGCCGCCCGGCUGGGAGGGCCCGCACCCGCAGCGCGGCUGCGAGGUCUUCGUGGGCAAGAUCCCGCGCGACGUCUACGAGGACGAGCUGGUGCCCGUGUUCGAGGCGGUGGGCCGCAUCUACGAGCUGCGCCUCAUGAUGGACUUCGACGGCAAGAACCGCGGCUACGCCUUCGUCAUGUACUGCCACAAGAACGAGGCCAAGCGCGCCGUGCGCGAGCUCAACAACUACGAGAUUCGCCCGGGCCGCCUGCUGGGCGUGUGCUGCAGCGUGGACAACUGCCGCCUCUUCAUCGGAGGCAUCCCCAAGAUGAAGAAGCGCGAGGAGAUCCUGGAGGAGAUCGCCAAGGUCACCGAGGGCGUGCUCGACGUGAUCGUCUACGCCAGCGCCGCCGACAAGAUGAAGAACCGCGGCUUCGCCUUCGUGGAGUACGAGAGCCACCGCGCCGCCGCCAUGGCGCGCCGCAAGCUCAUGCCCGGCCGCAUCCAGCUGUGGGGCCACCAGAUCGCCGUGGACUGGGCCGAGCCCGAGAUCGACGUGGACGAGGACGUGAUGGAGACCGUGAAGAUCCUCUACGUGAGGAACCUCAUGAUCGAGACCACGGAGGACACCAUCAAGAAGAGCUUCGGCCAGUUCAACCCGGGCUGCGUGGAGCGCGUCAAGAAGAUCCGCGACUACGCCUUCGUGCACUUCACCAGCCGCGAGGACGCCGUGCACGCCAUGAACAACCUCAACGGCACCGAGCUGGAGGGCUCGUGCCUCGAGGUGACGCUGGCCAAGCCCGUGGACAAGGAGCAAUACUCCCGCUACCAGAAGGCGGCCAAGGGCGGUGGCGCGGCCGAGGCGGCGGCGGUGCAGCAGCCCAGCUAUGUGUACUCCUGCGACCCCUACACGCUGGCCUACUACGGCUACCCCUAUAACGCACUCAUCGGGCCCAACAGGGACUACUUCGUGAAAGCAGGCAGCAUAAGAGGCCGGGGUCGAGGAGCAGCUGGCAACAGAGCCCCAGGGCCCAGGGGUUCUUACCUCGGGGGAUAUUCUGCUGGCCGUGGUAUAUAUAGCCGAUAUCAUGAAGGGAAAGGAAAGCAGCAAGAAAAAGGAUAUGAACUUGUACCAAAUUUGGAAAUCUCUGCCGUCAAUCCAGUUGCCAUUAAGCCUGGUACAGUGGCCAUCCCUGCCAUUGGGGCCCAGUAUUCCAUGUUUCAGGCAGCUCCAGCUCCCAAAAUGAUUGAAGACGGCAAAAUCCACACAAUGGAGCACAUGAUCAGCCCCAUCGCUGUGCAGCCGGACCCAGCCAGCGCUGCUGUGGCCGCUGCGGCUGCCGCCGCCGUCAUUCCUGCCGUGUCCACGCCGCCGCCUUUCCAGGGCCGCCCAAUAACUCCAGUCUACACGGUGGCUCCAAACGUUCAGAGAAUUCCCACUGCUGGGAUCUAUGGGGCCAGUUACGUUCCAUUUGCUGCUCCGGCCACAGCCACGAUCGCCACACUACAGAAGAACGCGGCCGCCGCCGCCGCCGUUUAUGGAGGCUACGCGGGCUAUAUACCUCAGGCCUUCCCUGCUGCUGCUAUUCAGGUUCCCAUUCACGAUGUCUACCAGACAUACUGAGACAAGAGCACAGACAAACCACAGAACUACCACUGAAGGAACACUUUACUAUUUAUGAAGAAAGAACAUGGAUUAGCACACAUAUGAAACCUGAAAGUGAAGAAUGUUAUCAGAUAUCAUACUGAAACAUUUUAUAUACAUGAAGUUUUCACUAGUUUUUUAAGACUAUUUUCAAUUUAGCAGGCCUGUGUUCAUACAUUUCUCAGAGACUUGCAAUGGCUCGUGCCUUAAUACCAUCUCUUAAAAAUUUGUAUGCUGUAGUACCUUUGUAUAGAGGUUUUUGUUUUUGUAUUUUUAAGGAUAUAUUUUCAGUAUGAAGGUUAUUUUCUUAACUUCUGCACUCCAGAGAUUUCUAUUUUGUAGUACCUUCAAUAAUAUAUCAAGUAUAUAUUAAAAAGCACACUUGAGCAGCUAGGAGACUAUUUUGAAAAGUAUAUUCAAUAUUUAAAGAUGCAAACAAUAGUGCUUUAAAAAUACUACAUAAAAUGUUAUUGUAAAAGUUAUACUGGAAAGUGCAAUUUUAAAAUGAGUAAAACCUCUAUUUUUGCUGGUAUUAAGGGUCGACGGUGUUACCAUGUGUUAUCCACGAUGGUUCUCUUUUUUAAAAGAAAUUAAACACUCAGUCUCUCCUUAAGCCAACAUUGAAAAGACUUGUCACACUUCUGAGUCCAAACACUGGAAAGCUCUCACCUGCCACCAUGACCCUGGGCCCCUGCUCAUCCUCUGUGUGUCCUUGCUCUUAAACCUGUUUUCCCCCAGGCUCGCCCACUCAUCUCCUCCCCGAAACCCCAGUCCCGACUCCGUGUUUGGCAAAUCUAGGGCAAGUGAAUUCCUCCAACAGAGAAAACAUCGAUAGCUUUUAUACUUCUUCCUGGGUAUUUGUUGGGAUUUUUUGUUUUGUUGUGUUUUUUUGUUUUGUUUUGUUUUGGUUGGGGAGGUAUUUUCGAUAGCAAAGUAUGUGUAAGCACAAGAUUUUAAUAGUUCACAUAAGACACCUUUGCAUAUGUAUUUCAUUGUCCAAUAUAAAACUUUAGUUCCUUUUCUAAUGCUUUUAUUCGUUUUUGAAGUAUGAGUUUCUAGAGACAGAGAAUGUUACUGUAGACAAGACCCCGAGAGACCCUUGUCACAGGAAGUUAUGCUUCUAGUUGCCUUAUCAUGUUUCAUGCAAAAUGUCUGUGGUCGUCAAGGGUGUUGGAAAUGUUAAGUUUCUUGAACAGGGCUUCCCUCCAUUGCUGUGCACGGGGCAAGUGAACUAAAUUGGGGCAGGCACAUUCAGGAGGAGAGAGACCCCCCCAGGAGUUAAAAGAUAGUUUGUAAAUAUCUCCUGAUGCUCGUUUUUAGUUGUUUUAUGGUGCAGAAGUUCAUGGUAUAUAGUUUAAUGCAAAAUGAAACCAUUUUAUUUCAAUGUUAUUAAAAAGUUUUGUUUUAUUAGAAAGUAAAUGUAUUGUUGCAGUGUUUUGUGCCUGUUUAAAGGCUUUUGUUUAGCAGAGUGAAUGUAAAAUACAGUAAAAUGUUAAGAUUGUCAUCUACUUUAUGAAAUACAUCAACUUGGAAUUUUGUUUUAAAGGUUCUAUCAAGGAAGUGAGGUGUGCAAUAGGUAGCAAGUACACAUUUGUGUUUUUAUGUCAUAUUAGAGAUACAUAAAGUCUUACCACUCACCGAAUUUUUGCUGGUGGCUGAAUUCUUAUUUGUGGAUUCAUAAUAGGAUCAUGCCUUUAGCAAAUGUUUUAGUUUUGUUUUAAAUUUUAAAUUAAGAGAUUCCCAAAUGCCUUUUUUCCCCCCUCAUUUUAGGGCGGGAUGAAUUUUUUAUAUAUAAGCAAUAUUUAUUUAACUAUUCUGUAAAAUUAUUGAGUGCCUGCAAAGGCCUUUAAACAUUCUUGACAUUCCUAUCCAUCAUUCUUCAAUGACAUAAAGUAAUUGUGCAAUGUUCCUGAUGAUGUACCCGGCAAGCUGCAUCCGAGCUCGCAUCCGUUGGAAUGAGUAAUCCAACAAAAUGCAAUCUGGAUCAGAUCCUCAUCCCUUGGCUUUGUGUGAAAGAAGGACACUCCUUCCCUUGUAGGAUUGUCACAGGGGUUCACGGGAUGAGACUCUGACCCAGAGGUCUUACUGUAUUUUACAUGUGCCUGUAAAUUAUUUGCAAAAAAAAAAAAAAAAAAAAAGAGGUAAUAAAAAGAAAAGAAAAAAAGUGGUAUCUUAACAUGGCAGUUACCAGACUACCUUAAAAACAAAUAUUGGUGACAUAGCCAGUUAAGUAUCAGUGAGCCUUCUGUGUAUGAUCUGUCUGUUCCUGUUUCAAAACCAUUUCACAUACACUACUGAGGUGAGUUUAUAACUUGAAAUGUGAACUUUUUUUUUUAGGGUUAAGAACAAACUAUAUAAAUGUUAAAAAAAAAAAAAGGCUUUAGGGUUCUGUUUUCAAACAUGCUAGCAGUUUAGUUGUUACCUUUAGUUGCUUUGUAUUGGAAAAGCUUUUAAAUUUAUUUAGAUCUUGCUCCAUUUACAGUACAUUCUUUGGAUGGAUGUAGUAAAUAAAGCUUCUUUAAGGCAAUUUCAAGACCUUA